GCCAGUCAGUCUGCCAGCGACGUUCGAACCGAACAGACGGUCUUCGGCUCCGGAGAAAAAGUCCUGUGGAAAUUCCUUCGUUGGGUUGUACUUUUGGGGGUUGUUUGUGAUCUGAUGAUUCAGUGAGUUUUUCGCUCAAGUCAAACAAAUGUAACUCGAUGCUGGUCAAAUAUUUGACUGAAAAGUUGGUCGGUUUUUAAGGUUUUGUGUCCAGACUCCGGAUGUUGUAGCAGUUUCAGCGGUUUGGUCAAGUCAAACUUGGUGUUGGGUUUUUGUUCCGGAUUGGUUUUCCGCGCACGGACGGAUAUUUAAUACAACACGCUCGCUGUGUGAGAAGAGUGCAAAACAAAUUGCACAAAUUGCCGAGAUUAAAAACAAACAAUCCAGCAGUGGAUGCACGUGGAUGCCGGCGAAUUAACGCAGCUCGCGGAGGAGAUGCACCACAGCUGCAGCCUGCAGGUCGGGAAAGAAGAGUUGUUGGCGGUUAAAAUAAAUCACGCAGAGCAGAGCAAAGAGCUGCCAGCGAUUUCCGCGAGUCAGUGCUGAGUGACGGUGGCCAAGUGUUGUCGUCGCCUAUAGCAGGGGCAAACAAGUGAAAAGUGGUGGAAAUAAAAUUAAACCCAAAUAUAAUAUACAAAAAGGAAAAGUGUUGUUUAUAACCGUGAGAGGGAGGGUGUGGGGUGUGUUUAAAAGCAAAUUAAAAUCAGGUCGUUCGUGAUGUGGGUUCGUUUAUUUGUUCUAGAGUGUCCGUCGAACGGAUGCAAGUGAGCGGCGGAAGUGACUAAGACGACGAAAAGAGAAUCUGGAUAAUUUUUGCUGUCUUCGGAACGUGGUCGAGACUUGAAGAAGUGAGGACUCUUUGAGAUAAAAUAAAUGUUACAAAGUGAUGCUAAGGACCUCAUAAAAAACGACAUUUAUCUGUUGAAAUGCCAAAACAACACACACCAAACCAACGAUGAACGAAACAAUCAAACCUUAUUGCUCCAAAUAAGGCCAAAUUCAUCGGAAAUACCUCGCUCAGCACAUAGCUCCGAGCGGUCACUCUCCUACCUAUAGAAUUGGCUCUUCCUGUGUGUCGUCGAUCCGGUUUCAGGUGAACCGUCUUCCUCCCGAGAUGGCCAUCCUUCAUUCGUGCUGCCUGUGGCGGACGGUGCGCAAGGGAAGCUACGCCAGCGUUAUCUACACAUUCUUUUACUUCGGCAUCUCGUGCAUAACUCUUUCGGUGUUUGCCCACGACGAACGCAAAUUCCUCAAAGGUGAAGUCGACAGGCCCAGCGGGGAAAGUUUCCUGGAAAAGGAAAGCAUAUCAACAGUCACUGUGAUAUUCAACAUGUUGCUGCUGGCAUUCGCAAGCCUGGGCGUGUUGUCGUCGCUGCUGGUGAUAGUUGGGCUGAGGAUGAACAUGCGGGCGUUCCUCCUGCCGUGGAUCUUCGUGAUGAUUGCCGACCUGCUGGUGGAGUGUGCUCACUUUGUCUAUCUGAGCGCUAGUCAAGCGUUGCAGUUCGAGCCAGUCACGGCGAUGCUGUUCACGGUGGACUUUUUCAUUAUGUGUCUUAAUAUUUAUUGCCUCCUGUGUGUGAUAUCGCAGUACCAGGAGUACAAGGCCGGCCGGGGAGGAGCCGAUGACGACUCGUACGUCAGUUCGGUCAACAUCCAGUACAGUCCACCGGCGGCCACUUGCCUGCCCCCGGGGAAAUCAAUACUGAGCCCGAUUAUGUGUCCGCACACCAACUGCACGCUGAUUCCGGAGGAGACGCAAAUUAAUGGAUCCGCUCUCGGAGUGGCGCCCACGAUGACCCAACAGGUCAAGUCCCCGUCGACGUUUGGCCGGCAAAACUCGUUGCUGCUGAAGAAGCACGUCAAGUUCAACCACGGCGACAAGGCCAAAGUCGUCUGCUGCAGCGGAGUCAUCCACCCGGAAAACAUCCUGCCGGCGAAGGCGGAAAAUGGCGCUCACCGAAUGAACAGCGGACAUCACAACCACAUGAUUGAGGCGCUGCCAGAGUACAGCGAGGAAAUUUUGUCCUGGAAGGAGCAACAGCAGCAGCAGAAAACGGCCAAACAUUAUAAUCUCCCGGAAAAGUAGGAUAAAUGGAUCUCCCGCUAAAAUUGUGAAGCGCACAAAAAAAAGAAUCUCCGACGGUAAAACAUGGCGAAGUUUUAAUCACCGGUGAGGCCCCCGGCAGCGGGUUGGACAAUUUUGACGACGGGGGUUGCAACGCCGCAAUUUAUGAGUGCUGGAUGGCGAUUUUUCAUCGUUUUUUUGGGAGAAGCUGAGAACAUCAUGGGGAUCAACCGGAUAUUGCAAACGAUUUAUAACUUGAAGGCAAACCGAUACAAAAGCGGUUUGAGAACAAGUUUUUCCUGUACUCCUACAACGAAGCAGGAAAUCUCGGACAAGACUUUUAGUAGAUCAUAAUCUAUAAUCUAUAAUUCACACUAAAAUGGGCCAUUCCACCUCGAAUCACUGUAUUGUAAAACGUAGUCUGUUUCAUAGAAUUGAAUUUUUCAUCUCAAUGAUUUUUGUUCUUUUCAUUAUAACAUUAUGUGAAUGUUCGAAAAUGUGUAUUUUGAGAAAAGAUUUUCCGAUCAAAUUGUGUCUUCGACAAAAAAAAAAAACAGAUUUGUUCUCAGUGUCACCUAAUAAGCGUUUAUUUUUAAUUGAAUUCCUACUCUUUUCAAUUUCACAAUAUUCCCAAAACGGGUUAGGACAACUUUUGUGGAUUUUGAGUAAUUUGAGGUGGAAUGACUAAACCGUGAUUAGGUUUUACUUCCCGAAAAGCAAAAAGCAGCCCCUUAGAAAGACAUCCCUGACGGUUAUGGUGAUGUGAGACAAGUGUAAUUGAAGGCCAACCAAAGUUUGCACUCACUUAUAUUUCUCCCUUUUUUUGCUGUAAUUAGUGUAAGCCAACGCGUAAGAUCCUUAAUUAAGAUUAGAGAGAGUGAGUGAGGAUGGACAGAGGGAAAGAACGCGAGACGAUAAACAACUUUUUUUUUUGCUCGAAUCAAAAUCAUGUCAAAGGAUAAACUCGGAAGGACUCUCGGUGGGGGGAUGAUGAUGAAGCCAACUGAAGAUGAAAGAGUACUCAGCGACCGACCGACCGACGUCGGCAUGUCGAUGGCAUCUGGGGUCCUUUGCGAGUCAAGUGCAGCGCCUUAAUUUGCACGAGUGUCUCCCCUUUCUCUAACAGGUAAUGAUGAAGGGAAAAGUUAAGGCCAUGGGCAGAAUUUUUUGCUGAUUUUGCAAAAUUAAAUAAAAACGUCACGGUCACGUUAAGAUAAGCAUCGAAUCAAAGUUUAUAAAUACUCA
This is a messenger RNA of Culex pipiens pallens (northern house mosquito), 3310 nucleotides long. RefSeq lists its product as uncharacterized. The record is from RefSeq and is a predicted model, not a curated record. NCBI's taxonomy places the organism in Eukaryota, Metazoa, Arthropoda, Insecta, Diptera, Culicidae. The transcript is spliced from 10 exons. Bases 1115 to 2086 code for a protein of 323 amino acids.